CACCCCUCCCCCCAAACUCUUUCUCCACAACACACAAACACAAGAGAGUGAUCAAGAACUCCAAACCAAAGGCUAUGGCAUCCAUGACAGCAACACCCGCAUUCCUCCCCGCAGUCGCCAAGGCUCCCACCUCCGGCCGCCGUGGGGCGUUCACCGUCAGGGCCUCGAAGGCGUCCGAGGGCGAAAAGGCCGUGGCGAAGACCGGGGAAGAGAGCAGCAACGGGAGGAGGGAGUUGGUUUUCGGCGUUGCCAUGGCGGCGGCGUGCUCCAUCGCCAAGAUUGCCAUGGCGGACGAGCCGAAGAAAGGGACUCUGGAGGCUAGGAAGAAGUAUGCACCUAUCUGUGUGACAAUGCCCACUGCCAAGAUUUGCCACAAGUGAGAAACCAAGAAACCUACCUUUGCUUCUGUCUGUAAUAUGUUGUAAUUGGUUUUAUAACAGAGGAUGUAAAACCUUGUUUUCUAAUCUAUUCUCUUGUCCCCUGCUU
Messenger RNA from Ipomoea triloba (trilobed morning glory), 486 nucleotides. Its product is annotated as photosystem II 5 kDa protein, chloroplastic. NCBI's taxonomy places the organism in Eukaryota, Viridiplantae, Streptophyta, Magnoliopsida, Solanales, Convolvulaceae. The record is from RefSeq and is a predicted model, not a curated record. The transcript has a single exon. Bases 75 to 380 code for a protein of 101 amino acids.